Marchantia polymorpha subsp. ruderalis is the source of this 1935-nucleotide messenger RNA. Lineage: Eukaryota; Viridiplantae; Streptophyta; Marchantiopsida; Marchantiales; Marchantiaceae. The record is from the annotation of a GenBank genome assembly.
AAUUCUGUGGAGGUUCGCUCCGUAUUGAGUCACGAGCUCUGUUCAGAUUUCUUCGUGGGGAGGGAGAGUGAGAAUUUGAAGGACAGAGGAAGAAGUCAGUGUUGAUCCACAGAUUCGAUUUCAAACUUCUGAACAAGCGAUCGUCAAUUUGCCCGCAAUGAGGGGUAAUCAAAAGUAUCAGAAGGAUGAUGUUGCUCUGUCCUUUGAAACCGAAGCUGGUGCUCCACAUUACCGGAGUAGUCGGACUGCUGGAAUUCCUCAAAGAUCGAUGAUGGGGGGCCCCGGGGGGAGCAACAAUUUGCAAUUUAUGAAUUUCGAUCUAGGUUCAACUUCGAAUUCGGUUCCUCCUCCAAGAGUUUCAUACGGUGGUGGUGGAGCAGGUGGAUUCGGUGCAUUCGAAGAUGAGCCUCCUUUGCUUGAAGAACUCGGUAUCAAUGUUCCUCAAAUUAUACGCAAGACCCUCACUGUCUUGAAUCCCCUCCGAAUAAAUCCCGACCUUCACGAGGAUGCCGAUCUAUCAGGACCCUUCAUGUUCUGCAUGUUAUUUGGACUAUGUCAGCUACUUGCUGGAAAGUUUCACUUUGGUAUCAUAUUAGGGUGGACGUCAUUGGCGUCGUUGUUCUUGUAUGUGGUCUUCAAUCUUUUGGCGGGCAGGAACGGCAGCCUUGAACUUUAUCGAGCGUUUAGUUUGGUGGGAUAUUGUUUACUUCCGAUGGUCAUCUUCUCUGCCUUGUUCCUGUUCGUUCCCCACGGGCGCAUAAUUACCUUCAUCAUGUCCUCUUUAGCAGUUGUUUGGAGUACACGAGCUUGCACGAGUUUGUUGGUGGUACUUUUUCCUACAGCAGAUGAGCAUCGGUCUUUGGUAGCAUAUCCCUGUGGAUUGAUUUAUAUCGCUUUUUCUUUGCUCGUAGUUUUUUGAUUCUCUUCGUGGCCAGCAGCUGCAUCAUUCAUCCUGUCAUUACAAUUCAUGAAAAGCUUACAUCACAGAAGAUGUGAAUGAGAACUUUCCAGAAGAUUUAUCACACAACUAUGUUCAGUCCAUGUGUGAAGGAUUGAUUCGGAGGCAGCUGAUUUAAUAUCGUAUGGUUGGAACUACCGUGCACGGAUCGCUGACUAACGUAAAGUAGCUGUUACUUGGUAUUAGCUGUAUUUGGAUGGGACUCGUCAGUCUGAGUACCAGACAGCGUCCUGGAGGAUGAUACUGGAUGGAUUCUCGACUAUUCUGCGUCUAACCUGACUUAAUUCACUUCCUACCGUGCCAGAGAAUUAGGACAUUAGUGGUGUUUGACUGAAAAUAUCCAUGAAUCCACUGAAAAUUCCUUGAAUCACUGUGUGAGAACAUGAAAACCUCCUCUGAUAACCCAUAAAGACAGAUCAGUCUGAAUUCUUGGGUGAAAAAAGUGAACUUCAAUUCGAUCUCCUCAAGAUGGUAACGGCUGAUCCUCCGAUAAUUUGUAUCGACUUAUCGGAAUAGUGUUCGAAUAUUUGAUAUCUGAAACUGAACGAAACAUGCUCAUGCUCUUGCUCAGUGAUUUAUUCCAAUUAACACCUAAUAGUUUUAGUAGUAUAUGACGCCAACAAUUGCGGGUAGUGAAAGCAAAACUUGGCAGCUUGCUGGUCUGCCCUGAGGUCACAAGUAGUAUAGGUAUUACCAUAAGAAUGCUCCACGUAACUUUCCUGUUAUCUGUAAUAGCGCAAGGUAAACUAGUUUGAUAACGUCGAGAAGAGAAUGUAAGUAGAUAAAUGAGAAAUAUGACUCGCUCACACAAAUCAGAAUCUUAGUAGGAGGUUGGAAGACAAUGAUAUAAAACUGGAUGAUUUUACUGUCAUAUUCAGUGUUGUUAAGGCAACUAUUUCGUACAAGAGUUAUAUGGUCUGGGACACACCCAAGCUUUUGUGUGAUUGGAGUUGCGUCCCAAGCCCUGUAAGUUUUAU